UUUUUUUUUUUUUUUUUAAGAUGAAUACACCCCGGGAACUGUAACCCAAAUGUUUCUCUGUCCGUGGAGAAGAUUUCAUUUUUGAAACAAGAUUUCUACGGAAGGUACUUAUAGACUGUCAUCAGUCACCCCUUAAAGAGAAGUUCAGCUAGAUAGACUCGAGUCGCUCAGUCACCAUAAGCUGGGUGUGUGCCAUCAUCAUGUUCUGGAAGUUUGAUUUGAACACAACAUCACAUGUGGACAAGCUGCUGGAUAAGGAGGAUGUGACGCUGCACGAGCUGAUGGAUGAAGAUGACAUCCUACAGGAGUGCAAGGCACAGAACCGCAAACUGCUGGACUUCCUCUGCCAGCAGCACUGCAUGGAGGAGCUGGUUAGCCUCAUCACACAUGAGCCCCCCGUGGACAUGGACGAGAAGGUCCGCUUCAAAUAUCCGAAUACAGCCUGUGAACUCCUGACCUCUGAUGUGCCACAGAUCAACGACAAGCUAGGAGGAGAUGAAACUUUAUUGAACAUCCUGUAUGACUUCUUGCAUCACGAGCCGCCUUUGAACCCUUUGCUUGCCAGUUUCUUCAGCAAGACUAUUGGGAAUCUCAUUGCAAGAAAAACUGAACAGGUGAUUGCAUUUUUGAGAGAUAAAGACCAAUUUAUUAGCCUGGUACUAAAGCAUAUUGAUACAUCUGCAAUGAUGGACCUGCUGCUCCGUCUGAUCAGCUGCGUGGAACCAGCACCUCUACGGCAGGAAGUAUUAAACUGGCUUAAUGAAGCAAAAGUAAUUCAGAGACUUGUGGAGCUGAUCCAUUCGAGCCAGGAUGAGGAUAGGCAAUCAAAUGCUUCCCAGACCUUGUGUGAUAUCAUAAGACUGAGCAGAGACCAGGGCAACCAGCUACAGGAGAUAUCUGAGCCUGACCCGCUUCUCACAGCACUGGAAUCGCAGGAAUGCGUGGAGCAGCUUUUGAAAAACAUGUUUGAUGGAGACCAGACUGAAAACUGCAUAGUGAAUGGAACUCAGAUUUUAUUAACGUUAUUGGAGACAAGGCGCUCUGGAGUGGAGGGACUGAUGGACUCAUUCUCUCAGGGAUUUGAAAGGUCUUACACUGUCAAUAGCAGCAUCUUACAUGGUAUUGAACCACGGCUAAAGGAUUUUCACCAGCUUCUACUCAAUCCCCCCAAGAAAAUGUCAAUCCUGACUACAAUUGGUGUCUUGGAGGAGCCAUUGGGGAAUGCUCGUCUUCAUGGAGCUCGACUAAUAGCUGCUCUGCUUCACACAAACACUCCCAGUAUUAACUAUGAACUAUGCAGACUCAAUACCAUGGAUUUAUUACUUGACUUAUUUUUUAAAUACACAUGGAAUAAUUUUUUGCACUUCCAAGUGGAACUGUGCAUAGCAGCUAUUCUCUCGCACUCAGUGCACGAAGGGAAAUCAGCAACAAAUGAUCUGGAAAAUAAAGAGGAGGUGCUGAAUGGGAAUGUGACCACAGAGGACUUGAAGACUCCAGACCACAGUCCAGAGAAUAUUAUGGUGACACAUCUGUUCCAGAAGUGCUGCCUGUUGCAAAGGAUAUUGGAUGCCUGGGAAGUCAAUGACAAAAUACAGGCAGAAGGUGGAAUGAGGCGAGGGAAUAUGGGCCACCUUACCCGAAUAGCCAAUGCUGUGGUACAGAAUAUGGAGAAGGGCCCCAUGCAGACCCAGAUCAGUGAAUUCAUUAAAGAGCUACCUGAGGAUUGCAGAGGGAGGUGGGAGAGCUUUGUAGAAGAGACGCUGAGAGAGACAAACCGGAAGAAUACAGUGGAUUUGGUGAGCACCCACCAUCUGCAUUCUUCCAGUGAGGACGAGGACAUCGAGAGCGCUUUCCCCAAUGAACUCUCCCUCCAACAGGCAUUCUCAGAGUACCAAAUCCAACAGAUGACAGCCAACUUUGUGGAUCAGUUUGGUUUCAAUGACGAAGAGUUUGCAGACCAGGAUGACAAUAUCAAUGCACCUUUUGACAGGAUUGCAGAGAUAAACUUCAACAUAGAUGCGGAUGAUGACAGUCCAAAUGCAUCCCUCUUUGAGGCCUGCUGCAAUGAACGGAUCCAACAGUUUGAUGAUAAAGAGGAGGAGGAAGAUAUCUGGGAGGAGAAGGAAAUAACCUAUGCAACCCAAGUCAAAUCAAGAACACGGUUUGGAGUGUCUCAGACCUCAGAGAGUUCCUCAAAAAGUGAUCUAGAGAAUGGGGAUCGUGAUGGCAGUGUGGACUCAGAAGAAGAGGAGGAAACAGAAGAACAAACAACACCUCUCACCGAGAACACCAACAAGAAUAAUCCUUCUGAGCAGAAAGACUCUGACUCUACUGAAGGAUCUGGGUGGACAGCUGUGUUUGAGUCUGUGAAUUCAAAACCCCCGGCACCCUGUGUGGCCAUGGAUGUUGGAUCAAGUGUAUGGGAUUCAGCAGCACCAGAGACAGCCACUCCUGAGGAGAAAGGAUGGGCAAAAUUUACAGACUUUCAACCUUUUUGUUGCUCAGAAUCAGGUCCCAGAUGUAGUUCUCCUGUGGAUACAGAAAGCAGUGACUCAGAGGGAAACCCCAAGCAGGGUCAGGACAAGAACUUCAGCGCUGCCUCACCCUGUGUUUGGAAUGUCUGUGUGGCAAGGAAGGCACCUCUGGUGGCUUCAGACAGCAGCUCAUCUGGAGGCUCAGACAGUGAGGAAGAGGAGGAUAAAGCUGAUAUCGUCACAGAAACCAUCAGUACAGGCUCGGGCCAGGAAACCAUCAAACUCACCAUGGAUGCUAAGAACGAGAAGGCUGUGUUCACCAGUGAUGCAGACUGCCUGGUUAUUGACAAGCUGACCAUCACCGACAUGGGAACGACAAAGGUGUCCAAACCACUAAACAGCAUGCCCCAGCAUUCUGAGGAGCUCCAGAACGCUGCAGCUGUCGGCAUGGCUGCCACAGAAAGCACAACAAAAGACAGGAAAGAGGAGGUCUUGCCAUGUGCUGAAGCCACAUUAAAUGGCCCUGCUUGAUGAAGCAAAUGCAAUGGGACAUGUCUGAUCCAGGCCAG
Emys orbicularis (European pond turtle) is the source of this 3043-nucleotide messenger RNA. RefSeq names its product protein phosphatase 6 regulatory subunit 2 (gene PPP6R2). The transcript is spliced from 24 exons. Gene Ontology annotation, cellular component: cytosol; nucleus. The record is from RefSeq and is a predicted model, not a curated record. The coding region runs from base 201 to 3005 and encodes 934 amino acids. Lineage: Eukaryota; Metazoa; Chordata; Testudines; Emydidae. Gene Ontology annotation, molecular function: protein phosphatase regulator activity; protein phosphatase binding.